Aethina tumida (small hive beetle) is the source of this 983-nucleotide messenger RNA. Its product is annotated as procathepsin L-like. The record is from RefSeq and is a predicted model, not a curated record. Gene Ontology annotation, cellular component: lysosome. The transcript has 2 exons. The coding region runs from base 2 to 943 and encodes 313 amino acids. Gene Ontology annotation, molecular function: cysteine-type endopeptidase activity. NCBI's taxonomy places the organism in Eukaryota, Metazoa, Arthropoda, Insecta, Coleoptera, Nitidulidae.
AAUGAAAGUACUCAUCGUAGUAGCUUGCUUGGCAACACUCGCUUGCGCCAACGAGCAGGCAUGGAAUAGUUUCAAAGCUGGAAAGCAAUACAAAUCUCUCAUUGAAGAGCGUCUUCGUCAACAAAUUUUUUUGAACAAUGUUCAAAAGAUUGAAGAACACAACGCCAAAUAUGAACAAGGAUUGGUUACUUACAAAAUGGCAAUUAAUCAAUUUGCUGACUUAACUGAAAAGGAAUUUUUGGCUUUCUUGAAACUUAGCGGGCCAGCUAAGAAAACCAAAGCCACUGAAGUUUACAAUGCCACCAAAGCCGCCCCAUCCUCCAUUGAUUGGAGAUCAACUGGAGCCGUUACACCUGUAAAAGACCAAGGCAGCUGCGGAUCUUGCUGGUCAUUCUCUGCUACUGGUGCCUUGGAAGGACAAAACAAAAUCAUCAAUGGAAAACUUGUAUCUCUUUCUGAACAAAACUUGGUUGACUGUUCAUCAUCCUACGGAAACAAUGGCUGCAAUGGUGGUUUGAUGGUAUCCGCUUUUGAAUACGUCAGAGACCACGGAAUCGAAAGCGAAGCUAAUUACCCCUACACUGGUCGCCAGGGAAGUUGCAAAUUUGUCUCCAGCAAGUCAGUUCUCGAGAUCAGUGGAUAUGUUGAAAUCCCCGAAGAUAAUGAAACUCAACUUAUUAAUGCCCUCGGUUCGAUUGGUCCAAUCUCUGUCGCCAUUGAUGCCACCAACAACCUUCAAUUCUACAGCUCUGGAAUAUUUACUGAUAGCACCUGUUCCAAAUAUUCUUUGAAUCACGGUGUUCUUGCUGUUGGUUAUGGAUCAAACUACAUUAUUGUUAAAAAUUCAUGGGGAACCAGCUGGGGAGAAUCUGGCUAUGUCAGAUUCCAUCGUGGAUCUAACUUGUGCGGUAUUGCUUCUAUGGCUAGCUACCCAAAAUUGUAAUUUCACUUAAUUAUAUUUUAAAUAAAAUAACAAUAUAGAA